Molecule: messenger RNA, 1428 nt
Organism: Corticium candelabrum
Lineage: Eukaryota; Metazoa; Porifera; Homoscleromorpha; Homosclerophorida; Plakinidae
Product: zinc finger MYM-type protein 1-like
Exons: 2
Coding region: 1-1428 (475 amino acids)
Source: RefSeq, a predicted model, not a curated record
AUGGGACAACUGCUUUCAAGAAGCACCAACCAAGUGACUGCCAUCGGGAAGCAAACCGAAGCACUUCUUCUUCCUAAGCAAGUCUUGGGAAACGUCGGUGAGCUCUUGAGUCAAGAGCAUCGAGAAGAGAAAGCAGCUAAUAGGAGAAUGUUUGUGAGGAUCUUACAAAACAUCCGAUUUCUUGCCAGACAGGGUAUGCCAUUGAGAGGUGAUGUUGAUGACGCAGAUAGUAACUUCAUUCAGCUGUUGCGCCUGCAAAGUAUGAACUGCCCGGAAAUGAAGACAUGGCUGGAGAGGAAAACAGACAAAUGGGUAUCAGAGGAUUUGCAGGAGCAUGAAAGUUUUAUUGGUCUCUAUGAAGUGGAUAGUAUUGAUGCCAACUGCCUUGCUCAUAGCAUCAAGGACGUUCUUUUGCGACUGAACGUGAACAUAUCUCAUUGCCGUGGCCAGUAUUAUGACGGAGCUUCGAACAUGAGAGGAAGCAGAAACUGUGUAGCUACUCAAAUCCCUUCGUUAGAAAGACGUGACGUGUACAUGCACUGCUUUGGGCAUGCUCUCAAUCUCGCAGUUGCGGACACCCUCAAGCAAUCCCGUGUUUGUCGUGAAGCCCUCGAGACAGCAUAUGAAAUUACAAAACUGACAAAGUAUUCUCCUAAGCGAAUUGCAGCAUUCAACAGGAUCAAGGCAGAAAUCUCUGAUGAGGAUGCUAUUACCAGCAUUCUUGAGAACUAUAGUGUAUUGAGUCAACUUUGGGAAGAAUGUCUAGAAGCAAGGAUGAAACCAGACUUGAAAAGAAGAGUGAUUGAAGUAAAGACACAACUGGGAUCUCACCAACUUCUCUUUGGGCUAAAGCUGUCCGAGAAAAUUUUGAGGGUAACUGACAAUUUGAGCAGAACACUUCAAAAAACAUCGCUCUCAGCCGCUGAGGGCCGAACACUUGCAAAAAUGACGCUCGAAACAUUAAUGAGUAUGAGGACUGACAAAGCAUUUGUUCUGUUUCUUGAAACAGUUAAGCGUGACUGUGAUCGACUGGAUACAGACCAACCUACACUUGCGAGGAAGAGAAAAGCAACAAAGCGUUUUGAAGUAGGUGAAGGUGAUGAAUACCACUCUCCUACUGUUCAUGAUAGUUUUCGAAUGAUUAUUAUGAGGCUCUUAAUUUUGUUGUUGCUAGCAUCCAAGAACGAUUUAACCAGCCAGGAUAUGCAAAUCUACAGUAAUCUUGAAUCAUUACUGUUGAAAGCAGCAAAACAGGAAGACUACUCCUGUGAACUGAAAGAAGUCCUCUCAUUCUAUAAGGGUGAUUUCAAUGACAAAGAUCUUGCCACACAGCUGGAAAUCUUCAGCACCAAUUAUAGUUCAAAGGACCCUAUUUGUAAGAAAACUGUAACUCUUCAGGACAUUCUUAGCUUUGUAAGAACACUCUGA